UAGAGUUGAACUUGCUUUCUCUUUUUCCUCCUCAGUUCAUUCCAGAUCUGAGAAUUCAUGCUUGUGAACUGUGAAAGAGCUGAAUACUGGACUGCACCUUCUUCUUGAAAUGACAAUGCAGCAUGUUCAUGUAAGCUACUCAAGCCUUGGUGAAAAUGAACAACAUGGCAUACAGCACACCUGUGAAAAAAACACACAGGAGAAGAUAAUUAUCUCUAAUGAACGCCCCUGGAAACCGUGGCAAUCUGCCCGAUCACAGAUCAGAGGAUUUGUGAGGCGUGUUCAGACUGCUAUGCUCUCUCUGGCCGGGUUGGAGUGGUACUGUUACGCUGCCUUGGGAGUCCUCACUGCUCUUAUGAGCUUCUGUAUGGACCUGACAAUAGCCAAGCUCCUGCGAGCCCACCAGUGGCUAUAUGGUUGUCUGGAGGGUAACAUCCUGCUACAAUUCCUGUGCUGGACACUGUACCCUUCCUGCCUCUGUGCUCUCUCAACCUCCUUCUCUCACAGCAUCUGCCCCCAGUCUGCAGGCUCAGGCCUGCCUGAGAUAAGGACCAUCCUCUCAGGUGUGCAGUUGCCAGACUAUCUCUCUCUCUCAAAUCUCUUUGCUAAACUCAUUGGUCUUAUCAGCACACUGUCUGCAGGUAGCACAGUCUUCCUUGGAAAAGUGGGUCCAUUUGUCCAUCUGUCAAACAUGGUAGGAGCAUACCUGUAUCGUCUGUAUGCCUCUGCUUGUGGUGAAAAGCAGAGGAGAACUCAAGGAGAGAUGUUGGUUGUGGCAUCAGCAGUGGGCGUGGCCAGCUGUUUCGGGGCUCCAGUCAGCGGAGUGCUUUUCAGUAUUGAAGUCAUGGGCAGUCACUAUUCCGUGCGAGAUUACUGUCCAUGUUUCUUCGCUGCAGUCUGUGGAUCUCUCACUUACCGUCUUCUCUCUGUGUGCAGCAGAGAACAAGAAACAGUGCAAGCUGUGUUUAAGACCAGGUUCCCAAGCGAGCUCCCGUACCAGCCACCUGAAAUACUGAUUUUUGCUUUCCUGGGACUGCUGUGUGGAGCUAUAAGCUGUGUUUACCUCUACAGCCAUCGAUGGAUUCUCCGUUUUGUCAGAACAAACAAAUUCAUCAGCAGGUUCAUGGCAACAGAAAAGACAUUAUAUUCAGCAACCGUAGCAUUCCUCCUGGCAUCAGUGACCUUCCCUCACACGGGAGGAUCUUUCAUAGCUUCCCGGCUCUCAAUGAAGGAGCUACUCUCCUCCUUGCUAGAUAGCACUCAGUGGAACUUAAUUUCCCACAAUGCCACAGUAGCACAAGAAUCACCUCAUUCUUUUUGGCAAGAGUGGAGUCCACCUGGAUACAGUGUUUAUCACACACUUGGAUGCUUCAUUCUCAUUAAGCUCUGGCUGUUGGUCUUGGCCUGCACUUUACCCCUGCCUGCUGGCUACUUCAUGCCUGUCUUUAUUUAUGGCGCUGCUUUAGGCCGUUUGCUGGGUGAGGGAUUGGCCUAUCUCUUCCCAGAUGGAAUCUCAUCAGGGAAGAAGCUGAGUGUGAUAAACCCAGGGGGCUACGCUUUAGUGGGAGCAGCAGCGUUCGCAGGGGCUGUGACACACACACUGUCACCUGCUCUUUGUGCUCUGGAGCUGACUGGGCAGUCCACUCAUGUUGUCCCCAUUCUGACAGCCACACUGAUAUCCAAUGCUCUAGCACGCUCUAGGCAUCAGCCGUCCUUCUAUGAUGGUAUAUCACUCAUUAAGAGACUCCCACACCUGCCCUCUCUUAUCAGGGCCUGUCCAAAGCUGUCCUCGGUCCAGAUUAGGCAGUUUGCCGUCCCUGUAGGGGCCGUGCUCCAGCGAGCCGAGGGAGUGACGGGAGUACAGCAUAUCCUGAACUCCAGCAAAGAAAACGAGUUCCCCGUAGUUGACACACAUGACUCUCUCACACUGCUAGGAACCGUCACGAGAGCACAACUGCAGACUGUCCUGCUCUCAAACCAAAGUGAGGAUUUGUGCAAAAGCCUGGAGGAUGCGUGUUCUAUUCAACCUGUUAAGCUGCAGCUUUCUCCUGAUGCUACAGUAAAGCAGGCCCACUGCAUCAUGAGUGUUUUGAGAGAGCAGUGUGUGUUUGUCACUGAGAGGGGAAAGCUGUGUGGUGUCAUCACAUGGAAAGAGAUCAAGAACAUGAUUGAAGAGCUGGCCAAGGAAAUCUGAUGUCCAGUCGGAUAAAAGAACACUACUUGGUCGUCAUACACACACUUCAUAACUCAAUGUAUCAUUUUUGCUAAUCACGACCUCAAAAUAUUUCAUCAAGCGGUGAUUUGCUGUGACGAUCAUACUCAUGUACAGCUCUAAUUAACCAUAUGCAAAUAGCCUUAUCUGUGGAGAUUGCUGUUGGCCAGCAGGCCGCUUCCUGGAAUUGAGACAGUAGGAGCUCUUUAUUCGGUGCCAUGACUAAGGAGUCUCACUCCUGUGUUCUGUUUAUAGGCCUGAGGGCAGGCCAAGUGAUAAAGAUUUAUUAAAAUCAGCCAUGUGUACCCAGUUCUAAUGGAGGAGAUGAGGGAGGUGUAAUUAAAUGAAGCAGCCGCUGAGCACCAUUCGACCAAUCGCUCUUAUAGGAUGAGCACUCCUGGCUAACCUAACAAACAAUAUGAUAACACUGAUUUUGUUUAUGGCUGAAUGAGUGUCCCCUUCAACGGAUGCUAAAAUGAAGACAGAAUGUGGGCAACACAUUUACAAAGAAUACAAUACAGAUAGAUCAUAGCUCAAUCUACACCUUACCUUUCAAAAGAAAAUAAAGCCUGUCAGCUUCUGAUGCAUUCAAAUGAAAUUCAAGAAUUUGUGCUUUCAGAGUUGGAAAGAGAAAGCAUCAUACAUUAUGCUCACUGAUUAAAGUUGUGAGAUCACUCCCACAUAUCACACACAUCAAAUUACGUAUCAAUGGCGUCACGUGUAGCUUGUUUGUUAACUGGGAUGACACAUAUUUCGGAUAAUAGUUAAUGGAUGUUCUUAAUAUUUGUCUUUUUAUAGCUUUAGACAAGCUGGAAUAAUUAUUCAGUUGCUGACUGUAGUCAGUCAUUUGCUCCCCAGCUUAAUGCUGCUUCUAGUUUAUGUUCAUUAAUGACAAGAGGAUGUAAAUUGCUCGUGCAGUGCUGAUGUAUAUAUGAAACAUGCACACCAACUUGGACACCAACCAUAAGCUAUGUAGGUGAUGACUAAGGUCUUUAACUAACACUUAAGUUUUUAUAAGGACAAAACAAUUCAGCGAACAGAAAACUCAAAUCUUUCAGGAAUAUCACCAUUUACCUCAAAGUGCCUCAAUCACUAAGAAGAGAUUCCAUGGAGAUUACAAUUAACGUCUUCCUCAAACCGAGCUUUCAUCGGUUUCAACAUAUUGGGAAAUAACAUUAUUUCACAAUUUGUGAAAGUCAAAAACACCACAAGAAUAGGCCAUCAGGAUACCAGAAUCUUCCCACAGUGGACACAGCUCCAAAAUGUAACAACUCUGGCUAGAAACCUGGGAAAUAUGAACAACAAAAAUAAGCUAGCCAAUAACCGGGGCUAUGGAUUUAGCUAGCUAUCACAAAAGUGUUACGUUUUUAUACAGACAUUGUACAGUGGACACAAGACAAAACUAUCAGGAAUUUUCCUUAGGUGUAUUUCUCAGAUGUGUCUAUAUUCAAUUUUCAUAACUCUGUAAAUUUUGAUUUCUGAAGUGAUGAACAUCACAAUGUGCUGUUCUUGUGGAAACUUCUCAUAAACAUCAUGAACAUGA
Pangasianodon hypophthalmus (striped catfish) is the source of this 3755-nucleotide messenger RNA. It is a transcript of the gene clcnk, whose product is annotated as chloride channel K. Gene Ontology annotation, cellular component: membrane. The transcript is spliced from 20 exons. Gene Ontology annotation, molecular function: voltage-gated chloride channel activity. The record is from RefSeq and is a predicted model, not a curated record. The coding region runs from base 110 to 2194 and encodes 694 amino acids. NCBI's taxonomy places the organism in Eukaryota, Metazoa, Chordata, Actinopteri, Siluriformes, Pangasiidae. Gene Ontology annotation, biological process: transmembrane transport; chloride transport.